Molecule: messenger RNA, 690 nt
Organism: Rhodofomes roseus
Lineage: Eukaryota; Fungi; Basidiomycota; Agaricomycetes; Polyporales; Fomitopsidaceae
Exons: 6
Coding region: 1-690 (229 amino acids)
Source: RefSeq, a predicted model, not a curated record
AUGCCAUCCCCACUCCCAGCGCUCACUCUCGACCCGUACCCUGCCGGGCUUGAGCAUCGAGCUGUAAGUGGGACGGUCCAACGGCGGCUGCGGCUGAGUGAGACGAUGUGGAGGCUAAACGGACGCUGUCCGAGUCCGUCCAUCCGCAAGAGAUGUCGGCACGUGAAUCGACCUGCCGCGCGCCCCACGAUCGCGUGGCCCAGCAGCCGCAACGGGCUCCAGCGACACGUAAAGAACAUCGACGGAGGGGCGAAGGAUGGUUGCAGCGAUGAUCGUAACGAAGGCGUGGACGCGAACACGGGGGUGAUAAACCCCGGACGCAGACAGGCUCAGUCUACUGCAACCAGGGUGUCGCGACCUGGACGCCUGCAAACAGCUGAGAGCUUUGCCCAAGGCGGGCAGUAUGCGAACGCGACUGGCAUGCAGACGCGAUCAUCCGCGCAAUCGAUCCUGACCGUGGAUUCAAUCUCCCAGCAGCGCUUCCAGUUUGCAGAGUACCGCCAUCCGGACCAGCUAGUCACGCUUGCGCCCGUGCCGUCAACGUACACCGCGACGGGCAGCACGCCGACGAGCGAUAUCAACAGCUUCUCGUCGUCGCCCGUUUCGUGGGGUGCAGACCAGAGCCCAGAUGCAGAGCUCGACGCGCAAGCAGGGGAGUGCAACGAAGCCGGCGAGCCAGAAGACGCGUGA